UUGUCUGUCCAGACACCAAAACAUUGUCGCAAUAUUCUCUCCUAAAUCUAAACUCUUGUAUCUCUUUAACGACCUUCGAAUCUUGAUUGAAAGCUAAGUUUCUGGAACACUUCCCUAACAACUCGUUGCUUCAAAACCCUGCAAUAUUAUCGUUGCUCCGCCAAGUGCUAGUAUCUUGGAACGACAAUGGCGUUGUUUAGGAAGCUGUUUAACAAAAAGCCGCCGGAUGGGCUUUUGGAGAUCUCUGAAAGGGUUUAUGCUUUUGACUGCUGCUUUUCCACGGAUAUUUGGGAAGAAAAGGAAUAUAAAUUCUACAUUGAAGGUAUAGUGCAUAAACUACGCGAUCAUUAUCCCGAUGCUUCAUUCAUGGCGUUCAACUUCCAACAAGGAGAGCACCAAAGCCAAAUUGCCAGUACAUUGUCUGAGUAUGAUAUGACUGUAAUGGACUAUCCUCGCCAAUAUGAAGGUUGCCCAUUACUCACCACGGAAAUGAUCCAUCAUUUCUUGAAAAUAUGUGAAAACUGGUUAUCACUUGGUCAACAAAAUAUGAUCUUAUUGCAUAGUGAACGAGGUGGGUUGCCGGUUUUGGCAUUUAUGCUUGCUGCUCUCUUACUGUACCAGAAGCAGUUAUCCGGAGAGAAGAAAACAUUAGAAAUGAUCUAUAAGCUAGCACCUCGUGAGCUUUUGCAUUUGACGUCUCCCCUGAAUCCACUACCCUCUCAACUAAGGUAUCUCCAGUAUGUCUCUGGGAGAAAUGUGGGCUCAGAAUGGCCUCCAUCAGAUAAGGCACUUACGCUGGACUGUAUUAUUCUAAGAUUCAUCCCUAAUAUGGAUGGUGAGGGGGGCUGCCGUCCGAUAUUUAGGGUAUAUGGACGGGAUCCUUUUAUGGCUGCCGACAAGCCCCCCAAAGUCCUGUUCUCUACACCGAAGAAUAGUAAACUUAUUCGGUAUUACAAGCAAGUGGACUCUGAAGUUGUUAAAAUCAAUACCUAUUGCCACGUUGUGGGUGAUGUUGUGCUUGAAUGUAUUAGUUUGGACAGUGUUCAGGAGCGGGAAUUAAUGAUGUUCAGGAUCAUGUUCAAUACAGCCUAUAUAAGGUCAAAUAUUCUGAUGCUUAACCGUGAAGAAAUUGACACCUUAUGGAACGGUAAGGAUCAAUUUCCAAAGGACUUCAGAGCAGAGGUUCUUUUCUCCGAUGUGGAUGUUGCAACUUCUGCUGUAUCAAUUGAUUUACCAGGUCAUGAGGAUAAAGAUGACCUUCCCAUUGAUGAUUUUGCUAAAGGUCAAGAUGUUUUCAGCAAAGCUGACUAUACAAAUGUAGCAAAUAUGCUAGAAGAAAAUUCGGAGACAGGUUGUCCCCGGGGUAUGGAAAGAGCCAGUGCCUUGCAAGAUGAUAGAGUCAAGGAGAAAUCAAAUUUACUGACAUCAGAGCACAUCAUCGCAAGUCUAACAUCCAAUGCUAUGGAUAAACAAUCUAAUUUCUCUUUUCAAUCAUCAGAUGCAAAUCCAUCUACAAAGAAGUUUGAACCACAAGAAAUCCAGGUUGCUCCUCCAAAGGCUGCACAACAUACACCCUCUGCUGGAUCUCCUUCAGAUUCAAGCUCAAUAGAGGGGAAAAUUGAAUCGAAAGAACUUCAAGUUGCUCCACAUGAAGAACAUUCUAAGAACUACGUUAAGCCAUCUCCAGGAGCCAAUUCAAGUAUAAGGAAUGUCGAAAUUCAAAAACCUGAAGUUCUUGAACAACUUGUGCAGUCUACACCGUCUCUUAGUCCAGUCCUGGAUGUAAAUUCAAUCAGAAAGAAAAUUGAACCCCAAGAAUUUCAGGUUGCUGUGCAAUGCCCUGCACAACCUAAGAUUAUAUCCCAGCGAUCACUUCAGUCUUCAAUCUCUUCUCCAGUUUCAUGUAGCAAUUCCUCGCAAGGUUCACCUGUACCGAUAUCAAGAUACUGCAGUGCAGCUUCAGCUCUUGGCAUUACAGCUUUAUUGCAUGAUCAUGAUGCAUCUGAAAGUGAGGAUCGCAGUCAUGCUGUGGAGGACUCUCAUACCGCCACAUCUCCUGCUUAUCAAUCCCCUUCUUUUCUGGAGGUAUCUCCUCCUGCAGUGAAGAGUACAUUCAAGUCUCCUCCUUACCCUCCCCCUCCUCCUCCUCUACAUUCUUUUUCUAGGGCAUCUCCAUCUCCCUUGGUUAAGAACUCACUUCAAUCUCUUCCUGCCUCAUCACGUGCUUCUCUAGCUCCCAAAGACAACAGCUUAUCACAAAUCCCCUCAUUCUCAGCUAUUACUCCUUCUACUGUAAAGAAUUCAUUUUCAGCUCCCCCUCGUCCUCCGCCACUCCCUAGUGUUGCUUCCUCCACCACAUGCUCGAUUUCUUCUUCUGCACAGCUUCAGAGAUCAAGACCCCCUCCUAGUAAAUCCUCUGUUCCACAGCCACCACCACCUCCUCCUCCUAGUGUUGCCGUGAAGGGUUUUUCAUCAAAUAGCUCUGUGCAUGCUCCAUCCGUACCACCUCCUCCAGCCCCUUGUGCCAAAGGAUUAUCUAAAGCAGGUGGGAGUAUACCUUCAAUUCCUGGACCACCUGCUGCUCCCUUGAAUUUGAAGGGAUUGAGUAUAUCACGUAUAGGUCCUAAAAUUCUGGCUCAGCAGAAAAAAUCUAACUUGAAGCCAUACCAUUGGUUGAAGUUGACGAGGGCGGUGCAAGGAAGUUUAUGGGCUGAGGCUCAAAAACCAGAGGAAGCUUCCAAGGCUCCAGAAAUUGACAUUUCAGAACUUGAGAGUCUUUUCUCUACUGUUGCAGCGAAUUCAAAUGAUAGUAGAAGGGAUCGGAAAUCAAAUCGAGGUGCCUCAAACCGUAAACCUGAGAAAGUCCAGCUGAUUGAGCUUAGGAGAGCAUAUAAUUGUGAAAUCAUGCUAACAAAAGUCAAAAUUCCUUUGCCUGAAUUGACGAGUUCGAUCCUUACCUUAGAUGAUACAGCAUUAGAUUCUGAUCAGCUUGAGAACCUUAUUAAGUUUUGUCCUACAAAAGAAGAGGCGGAAUUACUUAAGGGUUAUAAUGGAGAUAAGGACAAGUUGGGAAAAUGUGAACAAUUUUUCCUAGAAUUAAUAAAAGUGCCACGGGUAGAGUCAAAGCUUAGAGUUUUCUUGUUCAAGAUACAAUUUUUUUCCCAGAUUUCUGACCUUAGAAAUAGUUUGAAUAUUGUAAACUCUGCAGCUGAAGAGGUUAGGAAUUCGGUCAAAUUGAAAAGAAUCAUGCAAACUAUUCUUUGUCUGGGAAAUGCAUUGAACCGUGGAACUGCAAGGGGUUCUGCUGUCGGUUUUCGAUUGGAUAGUCUUCUUAAACUCAGUGAGACACGAUCUAGGGAUAACAAGAUGACUCUCAUGCAUUAUCUUUGCAAGGUCCUGGGGGAGAAGUUGCCAGAAUUACUAGAGUUUCCAAAAGACCUUGUAAGUUUGGAAGCUUCAACAAAGAUACAAUUGAAAUAUUUGGCCGAGGAAAUGCAAGCCUUCAGUAAAGGGUUGGAGAAAGUUGUACACGAACUGGCUGCCUCAGCAAAUGAUGGUCCAGUGUCUGAAACUUUUUGCUUGACCUUGAAGGAGUUCCUUGGUUUUGCUGGAAGUGAAGUCAAGUCUUUGGCUUUGCUUUAUUCUAGUGUGGGUAGAAAUGCGGAUGCCUUGUCUCUUUAUUUCGGAGAAGAUCCGGCACGGUGCACAUUUGAGCAAGUUGUGUCCAUUCUGCUCAACUUUGUGAGGAUGUUUGUCCGAGCGCACGUGGAAAACCACAAGCAGCUUGAAUUGGAACAUAAGAAAGCAGAGAAGGAGGCAGAAAAUGAGAAGAUGAAAGUUACUACUCCGGAAAAGAAAUCUGAACAACAGAUUAUAGCCGUAUAUCACUGUUAUCAUGUGGUGGAGGAGAGUAUUGUUUAUAAUUAGACAGCGAGAAAAAGAAGAGGUAAUUAGUUUAGACGGUGGCGGGGCCAAAUAUAAAGCUAUUCUAGUUGCAUUCGAGGUUUGGACACGGUUAUGCCGUUUACCUGCCAGCCCAUUCCUUAAGUUGCUUUCUGGUUUUGGAGCGGAGCGGAGCUGAUGGACGGCAUUUAAUUAGGUCCUCUCGCGCCCCUUGUAGGUUGCCUAGAAAUUUUUGUGGCAAAAAUAUAAGCAUACAUAUAUUUGUUCUCUUCUAAUUAUUUUGUAUCAACUUUUAGUAAUCAGAUACUGAGAAUUGUAAAAAAGAUAAUAUGAUCUUAAUAUCUCGAGAUGAUUAGCCGUUUCAAAG
Molecule: messenger RNA, 4270 nt
Organism: Hibiscus syriacus
Lineage: Eukaryota; Viridiplantae; Streptophyta; Magnoliopsida; Malvales; Malvaceae
Product: formin-like protein 13
Exons: 18
Coding region: 187-3927 (1246 amino acids)
Source: RefSeq, a predicted model, not a curated record